Messenger RNA from Hirsutella rhossiliensis, 270 nucleotides. RefSeq lists its product as uncharacterized. The transcript has a single exon. The record is from RefSeq and is a predicted model, not a curated record. The coding region runs from base 1 to 270 and encodes 89 amino acids. Lineage: Eukaryota; Fungi; Ascomycota; Sordariomycetes; Hypocreales; Ophiocordycipitaceae.
AUGUCUUCUUCCACCCAGGGCCAAACCCAGCCAACGUCAUCCGCCGCCAUUCCCCACCACUAUCCUCACUCCCAGCAGGCGGCGGCGACGACGACGACGACGCACGCCCAGGCCGACGCCGCGCGCGCCAUCGACCACACAAACGCCUGGAAGCCCUCCCUCGACCGCCGCCAGAGCUGGAAUAAGGAGGACCAGAAGCACGUGCUGCAAAUGUCGGGCAUGGCCGUCGGAAACACGGGUCCCGGCUUUACGGAGAAGCCCACGACCUGA